AAUUAAUCAAUUUUCCUUACUUUUCUUCAUUUUCAAUUUCUUUUUAUCUCCCUUUUUUUAUGGGGAUUGUCUCUUGACCUUUCGGAUUAGAUAAAUUCUCUCAGAAUUUUCCUCAUCUUAGCGGGUAUCUAGACCUGCAUUUUAUUAUCUAGACUAGACAAGAUAAACUUAAAAAAACGCUAGGUUUUUUUUUUUUUUUUUGGUGGUGGGACCGGGGGAGGGGGGGUAAUAUUUUUUUCCAUCUGUUUUCUUUUCAGAUAAAUCUUUUAUGGGUUGCCUAUUUUUAUUGAGCUGAAAAUAUUGUUGAGAAGAAAAGAUGAUGUGGGACGAGUGGAGCAAUGAUUUCCAACACGAUUACGAGGAAGAACAACAUGAGCAACAGCAGCAAGAAGAGGAUGAUGAUUCUUAUCUUAAAUUUGACUUCUUCUCAGUUUUGUCUAAGCCCAAGGAUUACUAUAGAAUACUGGAAGUGGAUUAUGAUGCUACAGAGGAGGUCAUUCGGUCCAAUUAUAUCCGUCUUGCUUUGAAAUGGCAUCCAGAUAAGCAAAAAGAUCAGGAUAGUUCUACCUCAAAGUUUCAGGAAAUAAAUGAGGCGUACCAAGUUUUGAUUGAUCCUGUGAAACGACAAGAAUACGACAAUAAAGGGAUGCUACAAGCCUAUGAUUACGAUAUCGUCGAAUACCUUAAUCGCUACAAGGGUCUAAUUCUAACGUGUAACGGUCUUGGUAUGAAGCACUCCAUUUGGUAAAGCCCCAAGAUAUGCACCAUCCCCAUUGUAGUAUAUCUCGUGAUCCUACUGGCACCAUCGCAUAUUACAGGAGUUGGGAUGCACAGUUUGAUCUGUAGUUGACGUCAAUUAGGCAAUUGUACUAUCUUUUGCACAUGUAUAGCGAAGCUGCCUAAUCACCAACCUCAUUUUAGAGGACUGUUUAUAUGAAAUCUUCUUGUUUCUAUUUUAUCCUCUUUUCUUUUUGGGACUUGGAUCGACUAAAGAACUGGUGGCCUCUUGUUUUCGUAGAUUUCUUGCAAGAAUAUCAGUGGACUUUAUGUUGUCUCAAA
Messenger RNA from Lycium ferocissimum, 1059 nucleotides. RefSeq lists its product as uncharacterized. The coding region runs from base 317 to 748 and encodes 143 amino acids. NCBI's taxonomy places the organism in Eukaryota, Viridiplantae, Streptophyta, Magnoliopsida, Solanales, Solanaceae. The transcript is spliced from 5 exons. The record is from RefSeq and is a predicted model, not a curated record. Gene Ontology annotation, cellular component: nucleus; cytoplasm.